AUGGAUUGUAGAGUCUGUGUGGCCACCGGUGAUUUGUGGAUGAGAAUGGCCGGCCGUGGUGGUGGUGUGGUGGGUGACAUCGGAGGUGGGUUUAGCCACGAGAGCGAGCAUGACUUGGCGGUUAUGGUGAGUGAUUUCUUGGAAAAUGGGAGUGGUGGGGCCGAGUCAAGAUGUAGUAGCGACAGCGAUUCUGGGUUCUGCGAUCUUCCUCACCUUGCUGAUAAGAUUUUGUAUCACAAGUUGUCGGUGGAUCAAUAUGAGAGCAAUUUAAUGGCAGUGGUUAAUUCUCUUAUGCUAUCUAUCAAAGGCAUCAAUCUUCACCCUGUCAAGUCAGGUCCGUGCAAUGCUAGCUGCAUCAGGUUUUCUCUGGUAAAGCUUCUGAGGCUUUCUGGUUUUGAUGCCGCUGUAUGUGCAUCCAAGUGGCAGGGUAGUGGCAAGGUUCCCGGAGGGGAUCACGAAUACAUUGAUGUGCUUAGUUGCAAUGAUACUGGAAGAUCUGAGCGUUUGAUCAUUGAUAUUGACUUUCGAAGCCACUUUGAAAUAGCUAGAGCUGUUGACACUUACGAUAGAAUGUUGAAUUCCCUUCCGGUUGUUUAUGUGGGAUCUUUAACAAAGCUGAAUCAGUUACUUCAAGUUAUGGUUGAAGCUGCCAGAUCUUCUCUCAAACAGAACUCAAUGCCCCUUCCUCCCUGGAGAUCUCUCGCUUAUUUGCAAGCUAAGUGGCAGUCACCCUACCUGAGAAAGUUUAAUCCUGAUGAACAGGAAGUUAACAGCACCAGCCCUGAGCAUAAGCAAUGUAGUGGACAUUUGAAGAGGCUGCAAUCUUUGCUUCAGUCUGAAAUUGAAGCAGAGCGAACAUUGAAAGUCAUGAACUAUGAUAAAAAUCGGAGGCGGACAGUUGAGUUGCAGAGGCAUUCUUUAUUCAGGACUCUUUGAGAUGUACAGAUACUUGCUAUCAAUGGUUUAAAGGCCAACCGUUGAGAAUUUUUUUCCCCAGACAUCAAAUAAGUUUUUUGAACCAGAACGGAGGCCAGGUUUAUGUAGCUGACAUUAAGAGUAAAUAACACGCCAUAUUAUGGAGGGCAUGUUUUUUUUCCCGUCUCAUGUUGUGGCAUUUACACUUGGUUCUUUAAUUAUUUGUGAGCCAGAAGAAGCACGAAGAGUAUGGUUUAUGUAACUGCUGCGGGUUCUCUCUGCCUUCCACAGCUUUGAGGUCCUCGCCGCUUGGUACUUGCCUGAUCCUGGAGCAUCAUUAUAUAGACUUAUUUUUCCUAUUUUCUCGGUAUUGAUAAAAACUGUAUUUCUUGUUUCUUUGUUAUGUAGCAGAAAUUCCUCCCCCCCCCUCCCCCCUUUUUUUUUUUUCUUUCGAUAUGUUUUUCCCUUCAAAUGUUAAUCUAGUAAAGGCUCAUAAGAUUUUGUUUCCUUGAACCUUUAGGGAGUGUCAUAAUUUUUCCAGUAUUCAAAAGGCUGCUUGAACAUUGUUAUUUUUUUCGAUCAGUUAAUAAAGUUACUUUUCAUGGUUU
This is a messenger RNA of Ilex paraguariensis (yerba mate), 1523 nucleotides long. The record is from the annotation of a GenBank genome assembly. Lineage: Eukaryota; Viridiplantae; Streptophyta; Magnoliopsida; Aquifoliales; Aquifoliaceae.